AUGUACAAACGGCUAGCCCGACUCAUGAGCACGAAAAAACCCGUCCAGCAGCCUCCGUGGCAGAAACCCGUCCCUCCUUCGGCCCCUGUCUUGAAAAUCUACAACUCCUUGACCCGGGCAAAGGAAGACUUUGUGCCUCAGAAGUUCAACUACAUUACAUGGUACUGUUGUGGGCCAACGGUGUACAACUACGCCCAUAUGGGCCACGCCCGUAAUUACGUGUGCUCGGAUAUCUGCCGCAGAAUUUUGCAAGACUACUUUGGCUACAACAUCAACUUUGUCCAGAAUGUGACUGACAUUGACGACAAGAUCAUCAUUUCUGCCCGCCAGCAGUACUUGUUUGAGCAGAAGAUCGCCAAUGUGUACACAGAGAAGACGCCUGAGCUCGUGGAACAGGUCAAGGGCUACUUGGGCGAGUAUGUUUCGAAGAAGUUGCCCGACUUCAGCGGAGAUUUGGAGAAGGAUCUUUUGCCUUGGAUAGCGUCGUUGGAUCUCACUGCUUUGGCUGUGUCGGCGCCUAAGUUACCCAUGCAUGCGAAUGCGCUGAAAAGAGCGCAUGAGGCAAUCUUUGGUGCCGCUCCUUUCGCCGACUUUUUGUCUGCUGUGGAAGAAGUUUGUGUUCCGAGCCUUGAUGCCAAGUACGGCUCUUCGGUUGUGGAGCCUUCCAUCUUCAAGAAAUUGCCAGCUUACUGGGAAAACAGCUUCAACGAGGACAUGGCCAAGCUCAAUGUUCUUCCUCCUACCGUGACUACCCGUGUCUCUGAGUACGUUCCGGAAAUUAUCGACUUUGUCGACAAGAUUAUUUCCAACGGCUUUGCGUACGUCACUGCAGACGGCUCUGUGUAUUUCGACACGGCCAAAUUCGAAAAUGACCCAAACCACGACUACGCAAAGUUGCAACCGUGGAACAAAGGCUCGAUGCUGCUCAUCAACGACGGCGAAGGCUCCUUGUCUGUUUCGGAAAGCAUCAUCAAGAAAAACCCUGCAGACUUUUCUUUGUGGAAGGCGUCAAAGCCUGGUGAACCUGCUUGGGACUCCAAAUGGGGGCCAGGAAGACCAGGAUGGCACAUUGAGUGUUCUGUCAUGGCGUCGGAUAUCUUAGGUUCUACUAUUGAUAUCCACUCGGGCGGCAUUGAUUUGUGUUUCCCUCAUCACGACAAUGAGUUGGCCCAGUCUGAAGCAUACUUUGACAACAAGCAAUGGAUCAACUAUUUCAUGCACAACGGCCACUUGCACAUUCAAGGUCAGAAAAUGUCCAAGUCGUUGAAGAAUUUCAUCACUAUCGAAGAAGCUUUGCAAAACUACACCAGCCGGCAACUCCGGUUGAUUUUCGCUUUUGGCAACUGGGAUAAGCCCAUCGACUUUAAGGAUUCUUUGGUUCAUGAAGUGAAGGCGUACGAGUCGUCCUUGUCCAAGUUUUUCACUACUGUGAGAGCUUUAAACACCGAUUACAAACAUUCUGUUUCUUCCGGCCAGGCCAUUUCGAAGAAGCUUUCUUCUGCCGAAAGAAGUUUGCUUUCCGAUUUGGAAACCGCUCAGAAAGAGGCACAUUUGGCCUUCUGUGACAACUUGUCUUCUCCCCAGGUUUUACGGGUGAUUAGCGAUUUGGUGUCGAAAACCAACACGUAUAUCCAAAGCACUGUGGUGGGCCAAAACGAGUUACGCAUCGAGCCAGUGAUUGCUAUCACAAAGUGGAUUGUCAAGAUUUUGGACAUUUUGGGCUUUGAGGCCAGAUCAGAUAGACUCGGAUGGGUGGACUCUGUCUCUGGCGAAUCUGACACUGGCGCCUCUAAGGAAGACGUCGCUAUGCCAUAUGUCAAAUCAUUAUCUCAGUUCAGAGACACUGUUCGGGAUCUCGCCAUCUCCAAGGCCGAGUCCUCCGAGUUCUUGAAAGCAUCGGACGCUUUGCGUGGAGAAUUGAUUGAAUUGGGCAUAUCUUUGGAUGACAGACCUACUGGAGGGGCAUUGGUGAAGUUUUUGAACGAGCAAGAGAAGGAAGACUUCAUCAAACAACAGCGGGCCAAGGAACAGCAGGCUUUGGAGAAGGCCCGUAAGAAGAAGGAACAGGCCGAGGCUGCUGCCAAGAAAGAAGCAGAACGUUUGGCAAAGAUGAAAAUCAAUCCCAAGGACCUUUUCCAAGACAAGUCAUUGUACUCCGAAUGGGAUGAGCAGGGUAUUCCUACAAGAACUUCUUCGGGCGAAGAGGUCACCAAGAGCAUGAGAAAAAAGUUGAUGAAACAGUACCAGCAGCAGGAGAAGCUCUAUGCGGAGUACCUAAGCAAACAAUAA
Molecule: messenger RNA, 2289 nt
Organism: Clavispora lusitaniae ATCC 42720
Lineage: Eukaryota; Fungi; Ascomycota; Pichiomycetes; Serinales; Metschnikowiaceae
Product: cysteine--tRNA ligase
Biological process (GO): cysteinyl-tRNA aminoacylation
Cellular component (GO): cytoplasm
Molecular function (GO): ATP binding; cysteine-tRNA ligase activity
Source: RefSeq, a predicted model, not a curated record